AUGGCUUCAGCAUCUCUUCUCAAGUCAUCCCCAGUUCUUGACAAGUCUGAGUUUUUGAAGGGCUCAUCUCAGAGUCUCAUUACUCUGCGCCAGGCCUCCCCUGUCUCAGUUCGCAGCUCUCCAUCUUCCCUCUCCAUCAGGGCCUCUUCCUAUGCCGAUGAACUCGUCAAGACCGCGAAAACUGUGGCAUCCCCUGGACGCGGAAUUCUGGCCAUGGACGAGUCAAAUGCCACCUGUGGAAAGCGUCUAGCUUCAAUUGGGCUUGAGAACACUGAGGCUAACCGCCAAGCCUACAGAACACUUUUGAUCACUGCUCCUGGAUUGGGAAACUACGUCUCUGGAGCUAUCCUUUUUGAGGAAACUCUGUACCAAUCCACAACCGAUGGCAAGAAGAUGGUUGAUGUCCUUGUUGAGCAGAAAAUUGUUCCUGGAAUCAAAGUUGACAAGGGUUUGGUGCCACUUGCUGGUUCAAAUGAUGAGUCCUGGUGCCAAGGUCUUGAUGGACUUGCCUCUCGCUCUGCUGCUUACUACCAGGCUGGAGCUCGUUUUGCCAAAUGGCGUACAGUUGUGAGCAUUCCCAAUGGUCCAUCUGCUCUGGCUGUGAAGGAAGCUGCCUGGGGUCUGGCUCGCUACGCUGCCAUUUCUCAAGACAAUGGUUUGGUGCCAAUUGUGGAGCCAGAAAUCCUGCUGGAUGGUGAACAUGGCAUUGACAGGACUUUCGAGGUUGCCCAGAAAGUUUGGGCUGAGGUUUUCUUUUACCUUGCAGAGAACAAUGUUUUGUUCGAAGGUAUCCUGUUGAAGCCUAGCAUGGUUACUCCUGGUGCUGAAUGCAAGGAGAGGGCCACCCCUGAGCAAGUUGCUGACUACACUCUCAAGCUCCUCCACAGGAGAAUCCCCCCAGCUGUUCCUGGAAUCAUGUUCUUGUCUGGUGGGCAAUCUGAAGUUGAAGCCACCUUGAACUUGAAUGCAAUGAACCAAUCUCCCAACCCGUGGCACGUAUCCUUCUCGUACGCAAGAGCACUCCAGAACACCUGCUUGAAGACAUGGGGUGGACGCCCUGAGAAUGUUCAGGCAGCUCAAGAAGCUUUGUUGGUGAGGGCCAAGGCCAACUCCCUUGCUCAACUUGGAAAGUACACCGGCGAAGGCGAAUCAGAGGAAGCUAAGAAGGGAAUGUUUGUCAAGGGCUACGUCUACUAA
Oldenlandia corymbosa var. corymbosa is the source of this 1197-nucleotide messenger RNA. The record is from the annotation of a GenBank genome assembly. Lineage: Eukaryota; Viridiplantae; Streptophyta; Magnoliopsida; Gentianales; Rubiaceae.